UUUUAAAAACGGACCAGACCUUUUACCCAGAAUCCUCCGCGUGCGUUCCGUCCUUCUGACUUCCGCCUCACGCUCAGCCGAAAUGGCCCCGACAAAGAAAGGAGAGAAGAAAAAGGGGCGUUCAGCCAUAAAUGAGGUCGUGACCCGAGAGUACACCAUCAACGUGCACAAGCGCAUCCACCGAGUGGGUUUCAAGAGACGCGCUCCUCGUGCAAUUAAAGAGAUCCGAAAAUUUGCCAUGAAGGAAAUGGGAACUCCAGAUGUGAGGAUUGAUACACGCCUCAACAAGGCUGUGUGGAGCAAAGGCAUCAGGAACGUUCCGUACAGGAUUCGAGUGCGUUUGUCCCGGAAAAGAAACGAAGACGAGGAUUCUCCAAACAAACUGUACACGUUGGUCACCUACGUCCCCGUCACCACAUGCAAAGGUCUGCAGACAGUCAACGUGGAUGAAAACUAACUCCUGAGAGAGGAUUCAAUAAAAUAAAAA
This is a messenger RNA of Periophthalmus magnuspinnatus, 487 nucleotides long. It is a transcript of the gene rpl31, whose product is annotated as ribosomal protein L31. Gene Ontology annotation, molecular function: structural constituent of ribosome. Gene Ontology annotation, biological process: cytoplasmic translation. The record is from RefSeq and is a predicted model, not a curated record. Gene Ontology annotation, cellular component: cytosolic large ribosomal subunit; ribosome. The transcript is spliced from 5 exons. Lineage: Eukaryota; Metazoa; Chordata; Actinopteri; Gobiiformes; Gobiidae. The coding region runs from base 83 to 457 and encodes 124 amino acids.